Messenger RNA from Dufourea novaeangliae, 979 nucleotides. RefSeq names its product lipid droplet-associated hydrolase (gene sturkopf). Gene Ontology annotation, molecular function: lipase activity. The coding region runs from base 47 to 979 and encodes 310 amino acids. The record is from RefSeq and is a predicted model, not a curated record. Gene Ontology annotation, cellular component: lipid droplet. The transcript is spliced from 4 exons. Gene Ontology annotation, biological process: lipid storage. NCBI's taxonomy places the organism in Eukaryota, Metazoa, Arthropoda, Insecta, Hymenoptera, Halictidae.
GUAUCAGUAACAGCUUCGCGUCUUCAAUAAAUUUAUACUGAUAGGAAUGAUGCAGCGUGCUAUGCUAAAAUGGAAUAACGUGCCUACCCAAGUGAUAACAGAAGGUCGCUGGGUGGAAGAAGGUCUUUUAGGAUAUGGUAAAAAAGAUGUGGUAGUUGUUAUACCAGGUAACCCUGGAAUUCCAGAAUUUUAUGAAGGAUUUAUAAAGUCUCUGAAAACAAAACUUCCUACUGAAACACCUGUUUGGGUAAUUGGACAUGCAGGGCAUGUACAACCCCCAAACAAUUUAACAAUUACUAUGCCAAGCGAUUCAACUUGGACUGAACAUUAUAGCUUAAUAGCCCAGCUGGAACACAAGAAAAGUUUCAUAAAGAAAUAUGUACCAGAGGAUGCCAAGUUGCAUCUUAUUGGUCAUUCAAUAGGAAGUUGGAUAGUAUUACACAUGUUGGAAGAUGAUUCUAUAUCCAAAAGAGUAAAAAAAUGUUAUUUGUUAUUUCCGACUAUAGAGCACAUGGCAACAAGUAGUAAUGGACAGUUUUUCACUAAAAUCGUGUCACAUAUUGCAUUCUUUCUGAUCUUUCUCUGCUGGAUUCUUUCGUGUUUGCCAAUUUCUUUGCAACUGUUUGCCGUCAAUAUUUUUGCACCCUUGUAUGGCAUUCCCAGAAAAUGCACCAAAGCAGUACAUCAACUUCUAAACCCUCGUAAUUUAAAGAAUGUGUUUAGAAUGGCGAAUGAAGAAAUGCAAAUAGUAAAGGAGAGAGACGACCAUAUACUCGUAAAACAUGCAGACAAGUUAUGGUUUUAUUACGGUAACUGCGAUGGUUGGACUCCAGUUCAAUAUUAUAGAAAUAUGAAGUCCAAACAUCCCAACAUGAACGCAGAACUUUGUAAGCAUGGUUAUCAUCACAGUUUUGUUUUACAGUUUGAUAAGGAAAUGGGUUACAUUGUAGGAAAUUUAAUUAGCGAAAAUAUAUCAUAG